This is a messenger RNA of Theobroma umbraticum, 2599 nucleotides long. RefSeq names its product phenylalanine ammonia-lyase. The record is from RefSeq and is a predicted model, not a curated record. Gene Ontology annotation, biological process: L-phenylalanine catabolic process. NCBI's taxonomy places the organism in Eukaryota, Viridiplantae, Streptophyta, Magnoliopsida, Malvales, Malvaceae. Gene Ontology annotation, cellular component: cytoplasm. Gene Ontology annotation, molecular function: ammonia-lyase activity.
UUCAACGGACUCAGGAAGUUUUUCACUAAGCCUGAAAAUUUCCUUCCUCAUCAUUCAUACCUUUUGUAAUCUUUGGUUUUCCUUUUGUAGUGCCCCAGGGCCAAUAAUAAGGCAAUAACUCUUGUCUCCCUGAAAUUUUUAGUGUUGUUGUCACCUCUUUAGUACAUUUUUAGGCCGCCAACCAGGACAGUCAACUAGGAGACGGCCAAAAUUAUGGACCCAAUGGAAGUACUGCCUCAAUGCAAUGGCAACGGUUCGCCAGGAUUCUGCACCACUGACCCAUUGAACUGGGGUGCAUCAGCUGAGUCCUUGAAAGGUAGCCAUCUUGAUGAAGUGAAGCGUAUGGUCGAGGAAUACCGUAAGCCGGUGGUACGUCUGGGUGGCGAAACCUUAACCAUAGCUCAAGUGACGGCCAUAGCAAACCGGGAUGCAGGCGUCAAGGUGGAGCUUUCGGAUGAAGCCAGGCCGGCUGUUAAGGCUAGCAGCGACUGGGUCAUGGAAGGGAUGAAUAGAGGUACUGAUAGUUACGGUGUGACCACUGGCUUUGGUGCAACCUCUCAUAGGAGGACCAAGCAAGGAGCUGCCCUCCAAAAGGAACUCAUAAGGUUCUUGAAUGCUGGAGUUUUCGGCCAAGGUACUGAGUCGUGCCAUACGUUACCUCACACCGCGACAAGGGCGGCUAUGCUUGUGAGGAUCAACACUCUUCUGCAAGGAUAUUCUGGCAUUAGAUUUGAGAUUCUAGAAGCGAUAACCAAGCUACUCAAUGUGAACAUCACCCCAUGUCUGCCACUCAGGGGAACAAUUACUGCAUCUGGUGACCUGGUGCCACUGUCCUACAUUGCAGGGCUUUUGACUGGCAGGCCUAAUUCCAAGGCUGUUGGGCCCAAUGGUGAGGCCUUGAAUCCCUCGGAAGCCUUCAGCCGGGCUGGGAUCAAUGGUGGAUUUUUUGAGUUGCAACCCAAAGAAGGUCUUGCUCUAGUGAAUGGGACGGCUGUUGGGUCUGGCUUAGCUUCCUUGGUCCUUUUUGAGGCCAAUGUUCAAGCAGUCCUCUCAGAAGUUUUAUCAGCAAUUUUUGCUGAAGUUAUGCAAGGGAAGCCUGAAUUUACUGACCACUUGACUCACAAGCUGAAGCAUCAUCCAGGCCAGAUUGAAGCUGCGGCCAUCAUGGAACACAUUUUGGAUGGUAGCUCUUACAUUAAAGCAGCCCAAAAAUUGCAUGAAAUGGAUCCUCUUCAGAAGCCAAAACAAGACAGAUAUGCUCUUAGAACUUCCCCUCAAUGGCUUGGCCCUCAGAUUGAAGUGAUCAGGGCAGCAACCAAAAUGAUUGAAAGAGAGAUCAACUCUGUGAAUGACAAUCCAUUGAUUGAUGUAUCAAGAGAUAAGGCUUUACAUGGAGGGAAUUUCCAAGGUACCCCAAUUGGUGUGUCCAUGGAUAACACUCGUCUAGCCAUCGCUGCAAUUGGCAAACUCAUGUUUGCUCAAUUUUCUGAGCUUGUUAAUGACUACUACAACAAUGGUUUGCCUUCAAAUCUGUCUGCAAGCCGCAAUCCAAGUUUGGAUUAUGGUUUCAAGGGAGCAGAAAUUGCAAUGGCUUCUUACUGCUCUGAACUUCAAUUCCUUGGCAACCCUGUCACCAAUCAUGUCCAAAGUGCUGAGCAACACAACCAGGAUGUGAACUCAUUAGGCCUGAUCUCAGCAAGAAAAACAGCUGAAGCUGUUGACAUAUUGAAGCUCAUGUCUUCAACUUUCUUGAUCGCUCUAUGCCAAGCCAUUGACUUGAGGCAUUUGGAAGAAAACUUAAAGAACACUGUGAAGAACACAGUUAGUCAAGUGGCCAAGAGAGUCCUAACCAUGGGAUCCAAUGGUGAACUUCAUCCAUCAAGAUUCUGCGAAAAGGACCUGCUCAGAGUUGUCGAUCGCGAGUACCUUUAUGCUUACGUUGAUGAUCCUUGCAGUGCAACUUACCCAUUAAUGCAGAAGCUGAGACAAGUACUGGUAGACCAUGCCUUGAUGAAUGGUGACAGAGAGAAGAACUCAACCACUUCAAUUUUCCAAAAGAUCGAAGCCUUUGAGGAAGAACUAAAAACCCUUUUGCCCAAAGAAGUUGAAAGUGCUAGAAUCGAUUUCGAGAACGGAAAUACGGCCAUUCCUAACAGGAUCGAGGAAUGCAGGUCCUAUCCAUUGUACAAGUUUGUGCGAGAAGUUCUGGGGACUAGUUUGUUAACCGGCGAGAAGGUAAUCUCUCCAGGAGAAGAAUGUGACAAGGUCUUCUCAGCAAUGUGUGCGGGGAAGUUGAUUGAUCCAUUGCUGGAGUGCUUGAAGGAGUGGAAUGGUGCUCCUUUGCCCAUAUGCUAAGCUAAGGUGUUUACCAACGUCUCAAUUACACCAAUGUCACACUGUUUUAUACGUUCUUUUAUUUGUGCUCAUAAAAAGGUAACUUGUGUUACUAUGGAAAUUGUCAAGAACAAACGUCUGCUGUUUUCCUUUCAAGCUAUUGGUUUUUUUAUUACUUUUAUUAAAUGUUUCUUUUGUAUCAAGGACUUCAUUACGCCAUAUGUAAUGUAGAUAACAAGUGUUUUUUACACAUUCAUUAAAAUGC